AUGACUGAAACAAACUCAAACACAAAUCUUAACCCCUACAAAGAUCCUCUUUUUAUUGCUGUAAAUGAGAAUGCAACAACAUCUUUGGGAAGCAUACUUCUUGAUGGAAACAACUUCAUGAACUGGAGCAGAAGCAUUAGAAUUGCUCUUGGUGCAAAGAACAAGCUUGUAUUCCUUAAAGGAAAGCAUCCAAAGCCCACUGAAGGAGCAGAUGAAAUGCAGAAAUGGACUAGGUAUGACUAUAUGGUGAGAUCUUGGUUACUAGACACGAUGAAGCCUGAAAUUGCAAGUAGCUUGGUGAUUAUGCCAUCCACCAAAAGACUUCGGGAAGAGAUAGUUGAGAGGUAUGGACAGACAAGUGCACCUCAACUAUUUCAACCGAAGAAAGAUCUAUGGUUCGUUGAACAAAAUAAUAUGAGUGUGAGUGAAUAUUAUUGCAAGUUGAAGGAUCUUUGGAUUGCACAAUAUUUGUCAAAAUCCGACUACAUGCUGCCAAGUGUUGUAUUAUAA
Molecule: messenger RNA, 510 nt
Organism: Spinacia oleracea (spinach)
Lineage: Eukaryota; Viridiplantae; Streptophyta; Magnoliopsida; Caryophyllales; Amaranthaceae
Exons: 1
Coding region: 1-510 (169 amino acids)
Source: RefSeq, a predicted model, not a curated record